GAACCCAUCACACCUACGCAGGCUGAAAAACUGGACCUUCGUAUUGCUCAUAUUGUACAUGAUUAUCUUCGGUUUCCCUUCUCCUUCAACUCUGGUCUCCUCUCUUUGCCUAUUGCACUUUUCGAUUUCGGCUUCCCUAGUAUUUCACGGUUGAAUGCUUCUGCUGCCGUGACGGGUCUCCAGCGUGACCUGAACCGUCCCAUCGAUGCCUUUCGUACCAUGGCGCGGAUCACACUCACAGACUGGUCACGCAUGCUGGAUGGUUGUCGCUACCCCUUAGCGAGAUCGUCUCAUCACCAGUCCUUUGUUCGUGCCCAUGAACGCCUCCCCUGGGCGUGGAUUUUGGCACGAGAAACCCUACUUAACGUCAAUUGCUCGAUUGUGCCCACUGAUCAGUCUCACCUGCUUGAGGGGCGCGUCAGCAUGCACCAUAUCCUAAACAGUUCUCCAUGGCUCACUUCGUCCUUCCCGAGCGCUGCCUUGCCAGCACUGACACGAAAUGGUUUCACACAGCUCUCUCACUUCGGAUCUUGGUCUGCACAAAAU
Messenger RNA from Suillus fuscotomentosus, 546 nucleotides. RefSeq lists its product as uncharacterized. The record is from RefSeq and is a predicted model, not a curated record. Lineage: Eukaryota; Fungi; Basidiomycota; Agaricomycetes; Boletales; Suillaceae. The transcript has a single exon. The annotation marks the transcript as partial.